UCAUGAGAGCUGCAACACUGCUGUCUUCAGUCUGUUGAGAGACUUUAGCUGUUAAAAUCAGUUUUGUUCUCUUGUCCUACAUAUGGAGAUCUAGUUGUGUAAAGACAUUGUUUUUCAUUUGGAUUCUGCCUGUUUAAGGAGGUUUCACUGAAGUAUUAACAAAUAAAAGAAGACUCGUGCUGUAAGUAAUGAAAUUGAAUUAAAUCUGCUUGACAUACUAUUGAAGAUGGAGUUUAUUAAAGAAGAGUUUGUUAAAGAGGAGUUUGUUAAAGAGGAGAGUGAAGACAUCAGUAUUUCAGAAACAUUCAGACUGAAGAAUGAAGAUACUGAGGAACAAAGAGACCUGAUGGAAGUAAAAGAGGAAAGCCAAGAACUUAAUGAAGUGGAGGAAAAACAUCAGUAUCAGAAACACGAUAAAUUUGUAAUUGCAGAAAAGUCUGUUAGUUCCACACAGACUAAAAAGAAAUUCACACAAAAAAGGACUACAAGAACAAAACCAGAACAUUUGUUCACCUGCUCUCAGUGCGGAAAGAAUUUCACACUUAAAGGAAGCCUGAAUAUCCACAUGAGAAUUCACUCCGGAGAGACUCCAUAUGCAUGCCUUCAGUGUGGAAAGAGUUUCAAACAUAAAGGAAGCCUGAAUAUCCACAUGAGAAUUCACUCUGGGGAGACCCCAUACACAUGCCAUCAGUGUGGAAAGAGUUUCAAACAUAAGGGAAGUCUUGAUGAGCACAUGAGAAUUCACACUGGAGAAAAGCCUUUUACAUGCCCUCGGUGUGGAAAGAGUUUCACACAAAAAGGAAGCCUGAAUAUCCACAUGAGAAUUCACUCUGGAGAGAAACCUUUCACAUGUCAUCAGUGUGGAAAAAGAUUCACACACAAAGAAAAUCUGAAGCAACACAUGAGAAUGCACUCUCGAGACACCCCAUACACAUGCCUUCAGUGUGGAAAGAGUUUCAAACAUAAGGGAAGUCUUGAUGAGCACAUGAGAAUUCAUACGGGAGAGAAACCUUUCACAUGUCUUCAGUGUGGAAAGAGUUUCACACAAAAAGGAAGCCUUAAUAUCCACAUGAAAAUUCACACUGGAGAGAAACCUUACACAUGCCAUCAGUGUGGAAAAAGUUUCACACAUAAAGAAAACCUGAAGCAGCACAUGAGAAUUCACUCUGGAGAGACCCCAUAUACAUGCAUUCAGUGUGGAAAGCGUUUCACACACAAAGGAAACCUUAAUAUCCACAUAAGAAGUCACACUGGAGAGAAACGUUUCACAUGUCAGGACUGUGGCAAGAGUUUCAUACAUAAAGGAAGUCUUAAGGAUCACAUGAGAAUCCACACUGGAGAGAGGCCUUUCACCUGCCUUCAGUGUGGCAAGAGUUUUAGAUAUAAAAAAGGCUUAAAAUAUCACAUAGGAAUUCACUCUGGAGAGAAGCCAUUCACAUGUCCUCAGUGUGGAAAAAGUUUUUUAAUUAAAGAAAGCCUGAAAAAGCACGUAAGAAUUCACAACAAUUUAAAACAACACCAGAGAAAACGUACUGGUGUGAAAGCUCAUGUGUGCGGCGAGUGUGGAAAAGCCUUUGUUCGAUUCAGCACUUUGAAACAGCACCAAAGAGUUCAUACAGGAGAAAAACCUUACAAGUGUUCACAUUGUGAAAGUCGUUUUGCUUUUCCAACACACCUGAAAAAACAUGAGAAAGUGCAUACUGAAGAGAAGACAAUUGAUUGCACUCAAUGUGGGAGGAGUUUCAGCCAGCCAAGUACUCUAAAGAGACAUUUAAAGAACUGCCAAAAGAUGUCACAGUGAGCAAACGUCAUCUCGAGAAUCUUUGUCGUGUGAAAUUUGUUUUCCUUCCAAAGAUGUACUGUGUUUAAAGCCUUAACGUGAAUUUUCACCACAAAAAUUACAUUUUGAAUUGAAGCAUGAGUCAAUCAUACCCGAAACAACAUUCUGGCAAACUUACAAACUAAACUGUUUUUUUUUUUUUACGGUUAGCGCUGUAUGAUUGCUCCAGAGUACUUGUAACCCUACAAGCAUUUUCAAGUACUUCAGUUACAGUGGCUUUGGGAAACAGGCCACAAAACUAAGAUGAAUAGUAAGAUGGAUUCUUCAAUCUAUUUAGACUUAUGAUACUUUUGGGAAACAAGGCUCUGACUAAUAAAAUAUGAGCUUUGGACUACGUGUCAGGAGCUGUUACAGUGACCAAAACAGCACAACAUGCGGCACUAAAGCACAAAAAGCUGAGUUGACUGACAUUAAACAUUGAAGGAACUCAAGAAAUGCUGAACCAGCCAUGAGGAAUAUGUGGUUUAUGUCAAACAGGGGUGGAGCUUGGGGGUGGCCAGGCUUUGGUCCACCUCUGGCCACCUCCAAGCCCCGCCCUUGU
Messenger RNA from Xyrauchen texanus (razorback sucker), 2381 nucleotides. Its product is annotated as gastrula zinc finger protein XlCGF57.1-like. Gene Ontology annotation, biological process: regulation of transcription by RNA polymerase II. The transcript is spliced from 3 exons. Lineage: Eukaryota; Metazoa; Chordata; Actinopteri; Cypriniformes; Catostomidae. The coding region runs from base 227 to 1801 and encodes 524 amino acids. Gene Ontology annotation, molecular function: RNA polymerase II cis-regulatory region sequence-specific DNA binding; DNA-binding transcription factor activity, RNA polymerase II-specific. Gene Ontology annotation, cellular component: nucleus. The record is from RefSeq and is a predicted model, not a curated record.